Molecule: messenger RNA, 1293 nt
Organism: Funneliformis caledonium
Lineage: Eukaryota; Fungi; Glomeromycota; Glomeromycetes; Glomerales; Glomeraceae
Source: the annotation of a GenBank genome assembly
AUGUCUCCUGUUCAACAAGAACUAUAUCAACGAUUUUUAGAUGUAGUUUUAAAUGACAACACCUGUAAAACAAAUAAAUACAACAUGUAUUUAAGUGUUUUUAUGGUUAAAGACAAUUAUGAAAGGUUUCAGAAUAUCGCAAAUGCACUAGUGGAAGAUGAAAUGUCUUCAACGUAUACAUGGAUUCUUCAAUGUUUAUUAAAAGCAACGGGUAUUACCCCAAAAUCAUUUUGGACAGAUUCUGAGCCUGGUUUGAUUAAUGCCAUUUCGCAAGUCUUUCCUACCACACCACAUUUUUAUUGCUUAUUUCACAUUUGGCAAAAUGUUAUAAAACAUCUUAAAGCCAAGUUGGGUUCAAAUUUCAACCAUUUCGCCAAAGCUUUCUAUGCCUGCAGAAAUGCGUUAUGUGUAGAAAUUUUUGAGAAACGCUGGAAGCUAAUGAUAGAAAAUUUUUCGGAGUGCAAAAAUUACAUGGCCAGAUUAUAUACCAAUCGAAUCAGUUGGGCUAAGGCUUAUUUACUAUUACAAUUUAAUGCCGGCAUACAAAACACUCAAAGUGUAAAAUCAUUUAAUAAUAUUAUCAAAAAGUCUUUAAAUGAUGCCAGCACGCUUUGUGAUGUUGAAAUAGCAAUUGAUAAGAGUAUUGAUAAGGUUUUUACAGAAUUCUUAUCAUCACUUAUAUUAUCUUGGCAACGGUUUCAGGACAAAAAUGUUGACACAAUAGAUAAUAAUUUUGUAGAAGAUGUAGAUGACGAACUCCAAGUAACAUUAAAAGCUAUGUUAGAUGACGAGAUUCUAAUAAAAUUUGAUAAUGUUCUUGAAAAUUCACCAGUCCUUACAGCAAUAUCUACUAAUAGUGCAAUACCAUAUGAAGUGGAUUUUACUCUCAAAAGUUUAAAACAUAUACAAGGGUCUGACCAUAAAGAAAACAUACAACAAAUUAUUCCUCAAAGAAAUAGGUUCGGAGUAGCGUUCUCAAUUGCGAAAACAGCAAUUAAUAUCGUGUUGGAAACUAAGAGCGAUAAUGAGUUAGUUCAAAUGUUAAAAAGCUUUAUUUUAUCUAAAACAAAUAGUAAUGAAGAUAGUUUAGAAGAGAAUAUAGCCGCAGGAAGUAACAAUAAUAAAAAUAAUCAAAGUGAUAGUGAAAUACUUCCCUUACAACAGCGUUUAAUAGCCCAAACAACAAACCCUCAUGUUACGAAAAUUAGAGGAGCUCCUUGUAAAAGAAGGAUCAAAGGUGCUAUGGAAGGUAAAAAGGUGGGUGAAGUUGAUAGUGAAGAAGCAAAAGCAUAA